CAACGCUGUCGUUUCACGUUUGUACGCGGGCGACUGGGCGCCACCAUUUUAUGUUUUAUAUGUGGACAAAAUUUUGUUAAUGUUGAUAAAAAAUGAGUGAUUAUUCAGCGGUAGCUCCGCCACCUCAACAGAACUUCAACCAGUCUUCAGCCUUCGCGGCGGCCCUCCAACGCGCUAAACAGAUCGCCGCCAAAAUUAACCCAAACUCGACGAAUCCCAACGAUAACAGACAGAAGAGGCCUUUGGAGGACGGUCCAGAUCAUUUUGCAGAACCGGAUGCGAAAAAGGGUCCCGGGACCAGCGGACCACCUCCUCAACUCCCUCCUCCAGGGAGCAGACCGCCACCAAACCAGGGCGGCAUGGGUGGACCGGCCAUGGGCGGCGGGCCACAGCUAAACGAGGAUAUUAAAGUACCAGAUAAGAUGGUCGGCUUGAUAAUUGGCCGUGGAGGCGAACAAAUCACUAGACUCCAGUCCGAAUCAGGAUGCAAAAUCCAAAUGGCACCUGAUUCGCAGGGAAUGCCAGACCGUGUUUGUUCACUAUCUGGCACAAAAGAGGCUAUCAAUAGAGCCAAGGAGCUCAUUAUGAAUAUCGUUCAUCAAAGAGGCCGCUCGGAAGGGUUGGGUGGGCUCGAUCUAGGGCCAAACAUGGGGCACAAUAAUUACCCAGGAAUGAACAACAUGAACCAAAGCAUGGGCGGUGGUGGCGGCGGCGGCGGAGGAGGCGGCGGCGGCGGCGGUGGUGGCGGCGGCGGCGGCGGCGGUCGCAACUUCGUCGAGAUCAUGAUCCCGGGCCCGAAGGUCGGCCUGAUCAUCGGCAAGGGCGGCGAGACCAUCAAGCAGCUGCAGGAGAAGAGCGGCGCCAAGAUGGUCGUCAUCCAGGACGGGCCGAACCAGGAGCAGGAGAAGCCCCUGCGGAUCAGCGGAGACCCUUCCAAAGUCGAAUACGCCAAACAGUUAGUGUACGAUCUGAUCGCCGAGAAAGAGAUGCAGAACUAUAACCGGAGAGGUGGCGGCGGUCGACAGGACGACAGACAACAGUAUAACGAUUACGGUGGCGGCGGUAGUAACGAGGCCGAAGUUUUAGUGCCGAGACAAGCGGUGGGGGUGGUUAUCGGUAAAGGGGGCGACAUGAUCAAGAAAAUACAAGCCGAGACGGGGGCGAGAGUGCAGUUCCAGCAAGCGAGAGAGGAGGGGCCGGGCGAGAGGCGGUGCUACCUCUCGGGUACUCCAAAACAAGUAGAACAGGCUAGACAACGAAUAGAAGAACUCAUCGACAGCGUCCAUCGAAGAGACGGCGACGGUCCGGGUCAGGGUCGCGGCGGCGGCGGCAGAGGCCGAGGCGGCGACCGGUACGACAACCGAGGAAACAACCGGAACGGCGGCGGCCAGGAUUACGGCGGCUGGGACGACAGGCGGCAGCAGCAGCCGCCUCAGGAGGUCACUUUCGUUGUACCUAGUUCGAAGUGCGGCGUGAUCAUCGGCAGAGGUGGCGAAACAAUCAAACAGAUCAAUCAGCAGUCCGGCGCCCAUUGUGAACUGGACAGACGGUCGCAAAACAAUCAGAACUCGAACGAGAAAACGUUCAUAAUCCGCGGCGACUCGGAUCAGAUCGAAGCGGCGAAACGAAUUAUUAGCGAUAAAGUCCAAAUGCCUCUCAACUUUGUACCUGUCGGCGGUCCGGCCAUGUCGAACAACAUGCAAACUGCCUAUCCUGGAAUGGCACCUCAAGGUUAUAAUCCACAGAAUUGGGGAAUGCCGGCUUAUCAGCAGCAGUGGAACGCGCCCCAACAAGGAGCCGACGCCCCAGCUCAACAGAACACGAUGCAGGUGAAUCCAGCGACGGGACAGCCGGAUUACUCGCUACAGUGGGCGGAGUAUUACAGAUCGCUGGGGAUGCACAGAGAGGCGGAGAUGAUCGAACAACAGGCCAAAUCGAAAGGAGUGACAACGGCAGCGCCGGGUCAACCGCAAGCGGCGGCGACAGCCGGAGGGCCGGGGGCAGCACCGGCCGCCACCCCCACAGCCGCAGCUUCCAAUGGAGGCCAACCUGAUUACAGUGCGCAGUGGGCGGAGUAUUAUCGUAGUAUAGGGAAACACAAAGAGGCAGAAGCCAUAGAGGCACAGAUGAAAUCAAAGCAACAAUCACAAGCGAACGUACAGUCCAUGCAAGGAGCUCAAGGGACGUCGCAGUCCGGUCCUGCACAGGCGCCCGCAGGUAGUUACCAGCAACAAGCAUACGGUGCAUAUCAAGCUCCCAGUGGUUACUACGGAGGCCAGCCUCAGGGCGGAGUUCCCGGAAACGUCCAACAAGGGGGUUACGGCUUCUCAGCGUACGGGUACGGAGCCCCCGCCCCGGCAGCCCCUCCCAAUAACUCCGAAAAUUAAAGACUCGUUUACGUAUUCACCGACAAGCGGCUAGUACUUCAUGGUUUUUAUUUUUGAUUUAUCAUAGAAUCAGGUAGACAGGGCACUAUGAAGUUGGCACGUGUCCUGUCGACACAUGGUAAGACCACUUUACACAAUAGAUAUCACCAUUUUGUCACGCAUCGAAUGGGACACUUGCACGGUAGCGCCAUCUUGUAGAGUUGCUGGUAGUGUGUGCAAGUAUCCCAUUGGAUCGAUAAUUUUACGUUUGCAAAAUUUAACCCGACAGUACUUUUAGACAUGAAUCGUGAUAUUUUUUUGUAAUUUAGUUGAUAGUUUUAAUUAUUUUGUUAUUUAUUAGAUUUUUAUUUUUUGUACAGCUGUUUUAAUGUAGGUACGCAUCCACAAUAAAUAUUUUUUUACAGAUGGUUUUUAUGUUCGAUAACCUUGUUUUUAUCCUUGAGGUUGCGUUACGUAGAAGUUAAAAUAGUAAACAAAGGAUAGAACUUUCGUUUCAAAAGUUGCGGAAAAUUCGAUGCAUUGCGAAAAAUAAAAAUUUAGCGUUUCAAUCGGCGAGGUUAUUUUUAAACAAUAGGUUAGAAAAUUUUUUACCUCGUUUGGGUUUCUUCAAGAGGCGAUUAACCUUUUUCCGCAGCAAUUAAUAUUAAAUGUAGCUAUCGAAACUUUUUUUAGUAGAAAAGUAAUUUCUGUAGCCAUAUUUGUGUGUUCGUACGAAAUAAUUAAAAGAUCUUGUAUUCAAAAAGUGUUAAUUGGAGUUUCUUGACCUUAACAAAGUCCUCAGUCAUCAUGGAAUUUUGUUGUAGGUAUAUUCUAACGCAGUGUCUAUUUUUAUUUCGUCACGUGAUUAUUCAGGUCCUCCGUAACGAUCGUGCGAGGUUGUAGUGAAGUUGGCUUGAGAUUUGGUUUGAAUUUCAGUUUUUCGAUAUUUAUUAUUUUGAUUUUUUUUUUUUUUUUCAAUGAAGGUAUAUUUCAACUCAUUUCCAAAUCUGAAGCUGACGGCGACAUAUAUAAUAUCCAUGUGCCACUAGGAUUCCAUCUCAAGAAAUUUAGGGACGCUGCAAGUGUAUCAAGGAAUGGACUGCUGAGCAGUGAAACCGAUGAUGUUACGUAAUACUGAAUUAAAUUUUGGAAGACUAUGUUUCAAUUAGGCUUAGUUUUAGAAGUAUUUGUUUAAUGAUAUCUUUAGAAUUACGUUUUAUAUAAUGGUAUUACUGGAACUUACUAAAAUUAUUUGAAAUUCA
Molecule: messenger RNA, 3628 nt
Organism: Zophobas morio
Lineage: Eukaryota; Metazoa; Arthropoda; Insecta; Coleoptera; Tenebrionidae
Gene: Psi
Product: far upstream element-binding protein 1
Exons: 12
Coding region: 93-2387 (764 amino acids)
Biological process (GO): regulation of DNA-templated transcription; mRNA processing; regulation of alternative mRNA splicing, via spliceosome
Cellular component (GO): cytoplasm; nucleus
Molecular function (GO): mRNA binding
Source: RefSeq, a predicted model, not a curated record